Striga asiatica is the source of this 2473-nucleotide messenger RNA. NCBI's taxonomy places the organism in Eukaryota, Viridiplantae, Streptophyta, Magnoliopsida, Lamiales, Orobanchaceae. The record is from the annotation of a GenBank genome assembly.
AUGACUGUAUGCGAUGAACCUUCAAUGGCUGCAAUGCUUCCCACCACUUGGCGCAGCGAAGCAACCUCAGGCAUCAUCACCACAGCAGAGCGAAUCAUAUCGGCCACCUCACGCGACAGCAGCGCACCAAGUCCUGUAGCCCAGUCCUUCCCAGCUCAAGUCCGGUCUUUCCCAGCCGAGCCCAUUCCGGAGCACAUCAGAUACUUUGAGCAUUUGACACAGUACUGGGUGGGUAUGGCAUGCCAAGCCUUCCCCUGCCACACUCUCUCCUUCUCUGUCUCAGCUACAAUGCCCGUCACCUCUGCAGUCUCACAAACCUUCACAAACCUUCUUCUUUCCAGUCGCCGCCAUUUGGGCAUCCCUCAUCUCAAUCCAUGCCCCAAACCCAGAAAAUGUCUCUCAAAAGUAUCACUGGUAGCUUCCAGCUACAAGGGCGGGAAAUUUUCGCGCCCGAGUCGCAUUAUUGGACCAACUUUCACAAUUUUGAGGGUUGGUGCCGAAAAGAUUCAUUCUGGGAGGUUGAUUUCUGUGAAUUCUUCGGCGUAUGAGUCUAAUUCAACCUCUGCGAGCGUUCAAAGCACGGUUCUUAAGCUGUUGCAUUUGGUAGUUUCUUUAGGAAUUAUUCUGGCCAUGGAUAAGUUUCUGAAGAAGGCUUUUGUGGCUGCUGCCAUUAAGUUCCCGAGUGCUUUGUUCGGGAUGUUUUGCAUAUUCACCAUUUUGGUGAUGCUCGAUUCUACUGUCCCAGCUGCCGCCGCUGGCUUGAUGAACUUCUUCCAGCCAGCCCUUCUCUUUAUCCAGAGGUGGCUGCCUUUGUUCUAUGUGCCGUCUUUGGUGGUUCUGCCUCUUGCAGUCAAGGAUAUUCCAGCUGCCUCGGGUCUUAAGAUUGUUUUCAUUAUAGUUGCGGGUUGGCUGGCUUCACUCUGUGUAGCAGGUUUUACAGCCAUAUCUGUGAGAAAGAUGGUCAACACUGAAAUGAUACCAGCCGAACCCAUGCCAAAGCCUUCUUCGUUUUCUUCGAUUGAGUUAUGGUCUUGGAGUGGUAUAUUCAUAAUAUCUUUUGUAACUGCAUUGUAUUACCCAACUGUACUUGGAACCAAUGCCAGGACGUGUUUGCCUUUUCUCCUUGCUUCCACGGUAAUAGGCUACAUGUUUGGUUCCCGGCUACCGUCAGGUGUGAAGAUGGUCUUUCAUCCAAUUAUUUGCUGCGCAUUAUCAGCUGAUCUGGCAGCAUAUGCUUAUGGGCAACUUUCGCGGUCUGGACUUGAUCCAGUUCUAGGAUACUAUCUCACAAAGAUCUCAUCGAAUCCUGGAGCUGGUGACAUUUUGAUGGGAUUUCUUGGAUCGGUUAUUCUCUCGUUCGCCUUCUCAAUGUUUCAACAGAGAAAGCUGGUGAAGAGACAUGCUGCUGAGAUAUUCACCUCUGUGAUCCUAUCCACGUUGUUCUCUUUGUACUCAACUGCUUUAGUUGGCCGUCUUGUUGGUCUCGAACCAUCAUUGACCGUAUCAAUUCUACCUAGAUGCAUAACUGUGGCUCUUGCUCUCAGCAUAGUAUCUUUCUUUGAAGGUGCCAAUUCAUCUCUUACAGCGGCCGUUGUCGUGGUAACUGGACUAGUUGGGGCCAAUUUUGUUCAGACGGCUCUCGACAAAUUAGGAUUUCGUGAUCCUAUUGCUCGUGGAAUAGCAACUGCAUCAAGCGCGCAUGGGUUAGGUACAGCUGCAUUAUCGGCAAAAGAACCUGAGGCUCUUCCAUUUUGUGCAAUUGCGUAUGCACUGACUGGGAUUUUCGGUUCUGUGAUUUGCUCCGUUCCAGUUGUUAGACAAAGCUUGCUAGCUGUAAUUUGCUAACAAUUAACUAUUUGCAGUCGUGCAAAUAUAUAAAUCAACGAACGCUGAUUUUUCUUCACAUUGGUCACAAGUUGCUGUUUCUGCGGAAAUUCUGGGCCAUAUCAAUGACAACAAUAUUUGUGUCUUAGUCGAGUAACUGCUGUUUAUAUGUAUGAUCUUCUGCAAAUCUUUCUGUCUCUUGCUUUUCUGUUCUUCUUUACUAUAUGCUAGGCUCAAGGUUGAUCAUCCACUGGUUAGGGUUGGUAGCCUGUCCAUUUGUAAUAAUUGUCAUUCAAUCUGAUCCUUUAAUAGCUCAAGGUAAUCGGGUUGAGUUCAUCAUACCAAAGCACUUAAAGGUGCACUUAAAGGUUGUAUUCCUUGUGGCAUAACUUUUCUGCACUUUUUUUUUAAUGAAAACUAGCACUUACAUGAAUUACCCUCCCUUAGAGUCGAAAUUCAGGUGAUAUGGAGGAUUAAAUGAUAAAACUUUUUCUUUACCGGUCUAUAUAUGGAGGAUGGUACAAGUGAUACAAUGUGCGCCUUGCAGAUGUGCCUAUUUGGCUACGUGCAUUUACUUUCUGUUACAAUUUAUCAACCCCUUAUUAGAAUGUUCCUCCCAACUUUUUUGACGGGUGCAAUUUUGGUUAAU